AUGGCUCCUACAAAUCUAUCUCACCGUCAAACGCAUAACUUGCUCCUAAUCUCGAAACUUUUGAGUCUCCGAGAUACCGCUUCACCGCUGACCUUGCUGUUGGACACGCUGGAGCAACCAGCUACACCACUGAUCAGGGAAUAUAUCCGACGUGCGAAGAUAUCCAAAGUUCAUAUUACUCUCAUUUCAUUCGAGACAUUGAAGUCACCAGAUGGAGUAGACGCCUUUGUCUCAGCUCGAAGAAAGACUCCCGGAGAGAUCAUCAGGGAAGUCGCAACCGCAUAUCAGCCCACACAGUCGGCGAGCCCUUCACGCCGACGCCUCAUCCUCAUCGACUCCAUCAACCCGCUUCUCCACUCAAGGAGAACAGACCUUCAGUUCAGCCUUUCGACAUUCCUAGGCACGUUCCUCGCCCCUCCUCAUCCUUCCGCACCAAAAGUUGAGGUCUCCCUCAUCGUCACCUUCCAUCAAGAUAUCCCCAGCCCUCCAACGCACUCGCCGUAUGCCCCGUCACACCUCUCUAUACUAAAAUAUCUCGCCACGACCGUGAUCCGUCUCCAUUCGUUUUCUCACAUCCUGGCGCAAAAAGCCGCUCGAGACCGAAGCUUAGCAGCACCUGUUUUCGGGCUAGAGGAAGAACAGGAUGGAGUCCUGCUUGGCAGGUUAGACAAGCCCGGGCGAAAUGAAGCGGCCGAGGGGAUCGUCCUGGAGAUGGAACAUCGGCGCAAGAGCGGACGAGGUGUCUUGGAGUGGUAUUUUAUACCGCCAGCAUCUCAAUACGCCCCUCAGCAAGUCAAAGAGAUUGUCAUCUUGCUUGAUGAUCACCCGCUGUAUCGCCCGCCUGAGGACUUGGAUGCUGGAGCGGCCGAGGAAGAGCCAGAGUCCACCUUUGAGUUGCGCCUCACCGAAAAGCAGAGGCGGGAUAGAGAAGGCGUUGUUCUACCAUACUUCGAUGCGCAGCAGGGUAAUGGUCCCGGUGAAGGUGGGCGGAUUCUAUAUGACAUGGGAGAAGAGGACGACUUCGAUGAAGAGGAAGAUGAGAUAUAA
This is a messenger RNA of Aspergillus terreus NIH2624, 1047 nucleotides long. Its product is annotated as Elongator subunit IKI1. Lineage: Eukaryota; Fungi; Ascomycota; Eurotiomycetes; Eurotiales; Aspergillaceae. Gene Ontology annotation, molecular function: tRNA binding. The coding region runs from base 1 to 1047 and encodes 348 amino acids. Gene Ontology annotation, biological process: tRNA wobble uridine modification. The record is from RefSeq and is a predicted model, not a curated record. Gene Ontology annotation, cellular component: nucleus; elongator holoenzyme complex; cytosol. The transcript has 3 exons.